GUCCGAUGAUAAAACUAACUGUAUGUGAGCAAUUGAGUGCUCUGCAGACAAUGAGUCUCACAAACACUCAGUACAAACACUCAUACAUCUUCUUCAACCACUCGAGGACACGAGGAGAAUAUGUGUAACAGAAAAAUACGGGGCCACACCGAACAAAUACCCACACGUAUACCCAUCCCAUCGAUCAAACAAGCCAACACGCACAUGUACAGUCACACGUCUGCCUCGUCAGUGUGUCUGUCGGUCAUGAGCUCAUCGGCCAUGUCCAGAAAUGGCGUGGCCGGGUCGCAGCACACGGCCGAGUGGCACUCCCAAUCGGCCUUGCGACACCCAUCACUGCAGUAGCGGACCGUCAGACACACGCCGCACCACCCAUCGUCAGAUGCCGAACGAUCGGCAUCAGCCGAGCCAGUCGAAGGCUGACCCAUGUCGGCGUGGCACCGGUGGCAGCGGCUCUCUGUGUCAUUCACAUAAGCCCUCAUGGUGUCGAGCACGUGGCGGCCUUGGUCAUUCCAGCAGCUGUCCUCUGUCAAGGUCAGCAUGAAGCGCGUCAGCCGCAAGAGCAGCACCGUGCGAUCGUUGACGAAGGCCUCGACGGCAUCCCGAUACCAUUCGCAACAGAAGAGGCCCCUCUCAAAGACGGGCCGCAUGACGUAGCCGGGCGCACGAGCGAGGCCCCAUCGGUCCAGCUGCUGUCUUAUCCAAUCGAGAUGGGCCAGGCCGUACGCCGCAGCGAGACUCUGCUCGCCGGGAUCGUUGCUUGUCGCGCGGGCCGACUGAUAGUAUUCGCUGAGCAGGGCGUUGAUGUAGCCGAACAGCCAGUGGUCGGUCCCCAAUGCCUCAACGAUGUCGUCACUGAGCUCUGCCAGCUCGUCACAUGAAGGCAGACGGCCGUGUUGGAGCCGAUCGCUGUGGAUGGCCAGUACCCGCUCACGCAGAGAUGACUCACUCGCGAGUGCGGCUGCCAGCUGCUCGGGUGGGUCGUCGUUGCUGAAGGAGUGGCCGCAUUCGUUGCAGCGCCACGAUGGUGCAGGGGAGGGGCUGAAGAUGACGGUGCCAUCGCACAGAUUGGAAUCCGGGCAUGGCAGCAGGCGGCACGUGUCAGGGGCUCUCACACAUCGAUCACAGUUGCACAGGAAGCCCCGCUCUUGCUGGAUGUGGCGGCGUCUGGCGAUGCUGUCCAUCCAGAAGACGACGACGUCUUCAGGAUACCUGCACACAUACACACAGAGAGAGAGAGAUGGACAGAGAAACCCACACCACACGUUGGAACGGAUGAGCACCAUGAGCCGAGGAUUUCGCCAGCUUUGACUGCUCGAUAGACGCGGACACGAGCUGCAUCCAAAUUAUGAGAUGGACCAGCUUUCCACGAUCCGAGAGUCAGAGGGCUUGCGUGUGUCUUGUGCUUUUGCUUUAUUUCAUUCGCACCGACCUUUGUCUUUGUCAGGUAUGACGGACACACAGGGCGAGCAUGAGUGUGGGAUCUUGGAGAUGUUGUCAAACAACGCGUGGGUGUCGUUGGAAUCAGACGUGAUGUACGUGUUCAUGUCCUGGACAACCGAGGUCAGACAACACAGCACGACACAGCACAACACACCUCUGUCCGCCCCUGAUGCUCGCUGCGCCCCUGAUUCACCGCUCACCCAAAUAGUGAUUGCGUCCACCACCUCCUCCCGGCUGAGCAACCCGCCAUCCUCCUCACUGCCCUCUCUCGAGCUCAUGUACUCGUCGGCGAGCGACUGCGGCUUGGCCUUCUGGCCGUACUCGGCCGCCAUGUCGUGGGCGAGGAACUGACGCCGGAAGAGCUCGUAUCUGCCGGGCUGGUCUCGCUUCAGCUCUUCCACACAGGCAAGUGCCUCCGCUGUGCCGCCUGUGCAGGAGAGGAACGCCUCUUCAAAGAUGAUGACCUCGCCCUCAUCGAGAUCCCGGGAAGCACACAGUACUCGGCCACCUGCAUCCACAGCAUAGCACAGGUAUGAUCAGAUCAGGCAGCUGAGCUGCAUCCACGAGUGCCAUCCAUCAGCAUCUUACCGAGCGAGGGCCGCACUUCGACAUGGAAGGCAGACGGCGGCUCGUCAGGCGUGACGAAGUGCGACAUCGAAUAUGAAGGUCUCCUCGGUGCUGGAGAGUACGAUGAUGCUGUGGCGAGAGAGAGUGCCC
This is a messenger RNA of Vitrella brassicaformis, 2160 nucleotides long. NCBI's taxonomy places the organism in Eukaryota, Vitrellaceae. The record is from the annotation of a GenBank genome assembly.